Messenger RNA from Solanum dulcamara, 2317 nucleotides. RefSeq names its product BTB/POZ domain-containing protein At3g05675. NCBI's taxonomy places the organism in Eukaryota, Viridiplantae, Streptophyta, Magnoliopsida, Solanales, Solanaceae. The transcript is spliced from 4 exons. Bases 774 to 2096 code for a protein of 440 amino acids. The record is from RefSeq and is a predicted model, not a curated record.
GUUUUGUUUUAUACAUAUUUUGUCAAAUCUGGGAAAUGUUUGGGGUUCUUUGAAAUGUUACUAAUUAUUAUGCAAGUUGUGUCUUUUUUGUUAAGUAGCUGAAUUACUGAAUAGAUUGCGAUAAUGGAGUUGCUGUUUGCUUAAUGUAGUUACUAGUUAUAUCAACUUCUGUCUUGAGCAUCGUUCUAGGGGCAGCGCAUAUCUAACACCUACAUACUUAGUGUAAUCUCACAAGUGGGGUCUGGGGAUGGUAGGAUGUACGCGGACCUUACCCCUAUCUUUUUGAGGUAGAGAAGUUGUUUUCGAUAGACCCUCGGUUCAAAAGGUGUAGCACAUAUCAAAUAAUAACUUAUUUUGUUGGAAAGUGUUUCUUAUGUGAGUGCUCGGAAAAUUUCUGCCUAGAAAAGUAGUGUGUUACAAUGACAAAUGUAGGUUAAUUUUGAUUCAUUUGCUAACACUUCAUGUUACAUUUCAAUGAUGCUCCUAUCCAUGUUUUCCUUGAAUUUUGCUUACUUUGUUAACUGAGAAGAUACAGAUAAAUUACUGAAACUUACAACUAUCAAGUUUCCUACCUGUGAUAAUUAUAAUGAUGCACCAGCAGUGUUGUCAAAGGCGUGCUUAAGCCCUAAAGCUAGGCUCAAAACUUUAGCGGUUGGGCAUAUACACCAGAAGAUCCAUUUUAUGACCAAGCAAAUCUAAGAACUUGCUGGAGAGGUGGUUCUUCAAAAGGUCUGACAAUGCAUCGAAGCUACACCAAUUAGUCUUGUGCAUUAAUGGAGACAGCCCCUAAUGAACUGAAGACACCAAGCAAGAUUGGAGAUAGAACAACCAGUGAUGUUGUCGUAAGACUUAGAACACUGGAUGGCCGUGAUGAUUGGCUUUACUGCCAUUCACAUAUUCUCGUUGAAGAGAGUAAAUAUUUUGCUGAUCGGUUAUCAGAUAGUUGGCCGACAUGUCAGAUUCUGGAUUCACGCAAUUGUGUUGAGGUUUACUGUGAAGAACCUGAUCUGGACUCCCAUGUCAAUGUCCUUCGACUCUUUUAUGUCAUUGCGGAUGGCUUAAUGACGGAAAUUUGCCAUGGUGUCAAGAAUGCACUUGGCAUGUUGCGAGUUGCUGUCAAGCUUGGAUGCCCAAGAAUUAUUGCAGUAUGUGUGGAUUAUUUGGAAGCAGUCCCUUGGGAGGAAGCUGAAGAGGAGGAGAUAUUAAAUACUAUACCAAGCAUGGGAUCUGAGGUGGAACCGGUACUUGCUCGCCUCCAACCAGUCAAUCCUACUGCAGUAAUGAAGAUUUUUCUUGCAGCCCUUCAAUUUGCUACGUCAUCACCUCCUUCACCUUUGAAUGAUCUGAAAAACACUGCUCAAGAACAGCUUGAAUACAUGCUUACCGAGGAUGAUGAUGCUCCUUUACUGAGCGCUGAUGAAGAAAUAAAGUUAGAAGUCAUGCGAUGUGUCAAGAAGCUGUUUGAUAGAUUUAGCAGCCUUGUAGAAUCUCUACUGUGUGACCUCCAAGAAUCGAUUUCAGAUGCUGGGAAAAUGCAGUCGUUGCAUUCUUGUUUAACAGAUUUGUUAUGGGCAUGUCAGAUAUUAGGAAAGUUGGAGAUUAUCAGAGAUUUUGUUUGCAGCUGGACGGAGUUGUCAGUGAAACUAGUAACAAUCGUUCAACAAAAAGAUGGAGAAAAUCAAAUUCUGAAGACAAAGCUGAAGGUUCUUGAGGUAACAGCAAAAGUAUUAGAGUCAGUAGGAUAUGGCAUAGUGGUGUUACCUACAGUAAAACGACUUCACAUGGUGAAGCUCUGGCUUCCUUUUGUCCGGACCCUGAAGCCUUUAGUCGAUUCUGUCUCCCAGGAAACUGAGGAUGAUCUUACACUAAAAGUCGAUAGUGAGAUCUGGCAAUCUUUAGAGUCAGCAUUUGUUGCUAUUAUACUUACAUUGCCGUCAGUUGAUCAGACAGACAUUUUAACAGAGUGGUUGGAAAAUCAACAGAUUCGAUAUCCAGACCUCACCGAGGCAUUUGAAGUAUGGUGUUACAGGUCCAAGGUUGCCAAGCGAAGGCUAGCAACACUCGGGGAAGAGCACAAUACAGCUAAGGCAGUAUGACUUCUCUGUACUUUCGCCAAUUCUAGGAUUUAGGUAUCUUCCUUUUUGCGUCACUGAUUAUAUGCUGAAAACUAUCUUUUAUUCUUUUGAGUUUUAACAUAGCUGAACCUGAACUGGUAAGACGUCUUAAAAUGGCCUAGGUUCUGUAAAGUGACCUUUAUUUUGUCUCCCUCUGUGUUUUUAUGCUUAGUUUUUUAUGAAGUAUAUCAAUCUAUUUCAGC